GAGCGCUCUCUGACCGAGCCUCCCGCAGGCCAGGCGGGCGCGGGGAGUUCUGGCGGGAGCGAGUUGCGGCGGCUCUUCUCGGGCGCAGAAGCCCCGAGGAAGCGGAGCCCCCUUCGCCCCCCGGAAGGCGGGGAGGGGCCGGGGGCGUCGAGGGCUCCGGGGGCUGGGAAAGCGCUGCCCGGUUGGGCCCGGAAGGGGCUCCGCGCCGCUCCGGAAGGUGGAAGUCCGAGAGGGCGGCGCGGGGCCUGCCGAGGCGUCUCCGGGGCGGGUGGGCUGCUAGGGACGGGGGCGGCCUCGCGGAGCGCUCCCCCGAGGCGGAGGGCGAGAUGGCGGCCCGGAGGGAUCCCCCGCGGCUGGGGGCGGCGGCAGGGCCCGCCGAGGGCGGCCUCGGCCCGGGGGCCCGGCGCUGGCGCCUGCGGCGCUUCCGCUGCCCGGGGGCCCGGGGGCCCCGGGAGCUGUGCAGCCGCCUGCACCAGCUGUGCCGCCAGUGGCUGCGGCCGGAGCGGAGCAGCAAGGCGGAGAUGCUGGACCGGGUGGUGCUGGAGCAGUUCCUGGCCCUGCUGCCCGCGGAGAUGGCGCGCUGGGUGGGCGAGUGCGGAGCGGAGAGCUGCUCGCAGGCGGUGGCCCUGGCCGAGGGCUUCCUGCUGAGCCAGGCGGCGGGCGACGCGCUGGGAACGCAGCAGGUGCAGGAGCCAUUCAUGGGGGAGAUCUCAGCAGAGCUCCAGGAAAGAGGAGAUCGAUCCAGUCCUUCUAAGGAGCUGCUUUUCAGGAGGAUCCAACUGGGGCCACCUCACCAGGGCUCUGGUUCCUUUGAGGAAAUAGCUGUGGACUUCACGGAGGAGGAGUGGGCACUGCUGGAUUCUGGCCAGAGGGCCUUGUGCAGGGAAGUCAUGCUGGAGGUUUCUAGGAAUUUUGCCACUCUGGCAGGUGAUGGGCCAGAGAAUGAGAAUGACAAGCAGGCCAGGUUAAUGCCACUGAAAAUUGUGAAGCAUGAAGUAGAAGAAACGAUGUUUCACCACCAAGGGGAUCCAAAAAGGCAAGAGAGAAGCAAGUCAGAAGAUGGAGGGGAGAAGUCCUCCACUUCUCUCCCUGUUGAAAUCCAUGGCCUCCUGACUCAGCAAGAUCAGAAAGGGAAGAGAAAGAGAAAAUAUGGCAAAAGAGAGAAAAAUGAAUUUGAUUUACAUGAAUAUGGCAGAAGCCAGAGUAAAGGAAAACAGUUUCGCUCCAGACAGUAUGGAAAAUACGUCAAUCAUUUCUUCUCUCUUGCUUUGCCUACAAAACUGUAUAGGAAACACAAACCACAUACCUUUGUAAAAUUUGGGAAGGGUUUCAGUGUGAGCAGAAAGAUGAAACUAUGCAUGAAGUGUGGAAAGAGCUUCAGUAGCAAGAGUAAUCUUAAUCGCCAUCAGAGGAUCCACACAGGGGAAAAACCAUAUAAAUGCACGGAGUGUGGAAAGCACUUUACUCAGAAAGGUCAUCUUACUCAUCAUGAAAGAAUCCACACAGGGGAGAAACCAUAUAAAUGCACAGAGUGUGGAAAGAGCUUUGCUCAGAAAGGACAACUUAAUUCUCAUAGAAGGAUCCACACAAGGAAGAAACCACAUAAAUGCACAGAGUGUGGAAAGAACAUUAUGGACAACAGAGACCAUACUUGCCACGAAAGGAUCCACACAGAGCAGAGUCCAUAUAAAUGCAUGGAGUGUGAGAAGAGCUUUAUUGACUAUAGCACCUAUACUCAUCAUGAAAGAAUUCACACUGGGGAGAGACCAUAUAAAUGCUUGGACUGUGGAAAGGGAUUUACUCAGAAAGGACAUCUUACUCGUCAUGAAAGGAUCCACACGGGGGAGAAACCAUAUAAAUGCCUGGAGUGUGGAAAGAGCUUUGCUGAGGAAGGACGACUUAAUUCUCAUCAAAGGAUCCACACAGGGGAGAGACCAUAUAAAUGCCUGGAGUGUGGAAAAAGCUUUACUCAGAAAGAACAUCUUACUUGUCAUGAAAGGAUCCACACAGGGGAGAAACCUUAUAAAUGCACAGUGUGUGGAAAGGGCUUCAGUAGAAAUUCUUAUCUAACUCGCCAUCAGAGGAUCCACACAGGUGAGAAACCAUAUUGUUGCAGGGAGUGUGGAAAGAGAUUCAUUGAGAAUAGAGAACUUACUUCCCAUCAAAGGAUCCACACAGGUGAGAGACCAUAUAAAUGCCUGGAGUGUGGAAAGGGCUUUUUUGGGAACAAAGACCUUACUCGUCAUCAAAGGAUCCACACAGAGGAUAAACCGUAUAAAUGCCUGGAGUGUGGAAAGAGCUUUACUGAGAAAGGAAAACUUAAUUCUCAUAAAAGUAUCCAUACAGGAGAGAGACCAUAUAAAUGCCUGGAGUGUGGAAAGGGCUUUACUCAGAAAGGAAAACUUAAUUCUCAUAGAAGGAUCCACACAGGAGAGGGACCAUAUAAGUGCAUGGAGUGUGGAGAAAGCUUUAUUGACAACAGAGACCUUACUCGCCACCAAAGGAUCCACACAGGAGAGGGACCUUAUCAAUGCACAGAGUGUGAAAAAAGCUUUAAUGACUACAGGAGCUUUAUUUGCCAUAAGGGAAUCCACAUUGGAGAAAAAUAUAAAUGCAUGGAAUGUGGAACAGUCUUUAUUGAGAAUAGUGCACUUACUUCUCAUCAAAGGAUGCACAUAGGAGGAACCAUAUAAAUCCAUGGAAUGAGCUGAAUUUGAAACAUUCAACUCAUUCAUCAUCUAAGGAUCUGGACAUGGGAGGAAGUUUAUUAUUGCAUGGAACUUGCAAAGAUCUUUGGUUUGUAUAUACGGUUUGGGGGGAGA
Candoia aspera is the source of this 2822-nucleotide messenger RNA. Its product is annotated as zinc finger protein 260-like. Gene Ontology annotation, biological process: regulation of transcription by RNA polymerase II. The record is from RefSeq and is a predicted model, not a curated record. Gene Ontology annotation, molecular function: RNA polymerase II transcription regulatory region sequence-specific DNA binding; DNA-binding transcription factor activity, RNA polymerase II-specific. The transcript is spliced from 4 exons. Gene Ontology annotation, cellular component: nucleus. Bases 327 to 2693 code for a protein of 788 amino acids. NCBI's taxonomy places the organism in Eukaryota, Metazoa, Chordata, Lepidosauria, Squamata, Candoiidae.